GGGAGAGGUGCCCCAGGGGAAUAGUCGGAGAAUUCCAUUUAAAGCUGGAAACGCUUAGUGGAAGAAUGCUCCUGGCGCGAUUCCUAAUUGAGUUGGAGAGCAAACUGCAGUUCUCGAAGGUUGAGUGUGACCUGUCCUAUUACUCCACGAUUUCUCCAUUGCUUCUCCGGACUCAUUAUCCUCCACCAUAACUGACUUCUUUGUUUAAAUAACUCAAAUCUGGUUGGCUCUUUGACAAACCUUAGGGGAUGUGGAAUAAGUUCCUAUCAUGAGUCCAAAGAUCACGUGCGGGACCCAUUGAUUUACACUAAAGUGCAUUGUACAGGUGAAGUUGGAGCUGGGACAUCGAGCCCAACUACGGAAAAAACCUACUAUCGAGGGUUUUACUCAUGACUGGAUGGUAUUUGUUCGGGGCCCAGAACAGUGUGAUGUCCAGCACUUUGUAGAUAAGGUGGUUUUUCGGUUGCAUGAGAGCUUCCCUAAACCCAAAAGGGUCUGCAAGGAACCCCCUUACAGAGUAGAAGAAUCAGGCUAUGCUGGCUUCAUUAUGCCAAUUGAAGUCUACUUCAAAAAUAAGGAGAAGCCAAAGAAAGUUUGUUUUACAUAUGACUUAUUCCUGAAUCUGGAGGGAAACCCACCUGUGAAUCAUCUUCGUUGUGAGAAAUUAACAUUCAACAAUCCUACCAAAGAAUUCCGCUACAAGCUUCUUAAAGCUGGGGGGGUGAUGGAAUUGCCAGAAGGAGCAGAAAGUAUAUCAAGGUCUAGUCCUGCCUACCUUUUUUUGCCCACAGUACCAUUCUCUGCCUUCUCUGAUCCCAAGAAGAAUAAAUCAUCCUAUAUUUCAAAGGAUGCAAAAAAGGAAAAUAGUAAAGCCCCAAAACCACUUAAAAUAACUAAAGACCAUCAGGUAAGGUCUAAGAAAAACUCUGAAAGUAAAGGUGUCUCCAGAGACCUUGAACAGGAACAAAAACCUUCAGUUGAUUUGUCCAGCAAACAUAUUGAGAGGAAACUGCUCAAGGAAAAAAAGAUGCCUCCUAAACUGGAGUCAAAACUGACUGUCAGAGAAAUCCUAUUCAAGAACCAGUAUCCAAGUCUACCACCAGAGCCCAAGUCUUUCAAUAAAGGACCUUUCCAGAUGGAAUCAUCAAAGCCUAGUUCCAGAAAGCAAAAAAGUAGUUCCAAAGAAAAAAACAAUGACCAAAGGAUCUCUCUCCACAUUACUUCUAGUUUAUAUCCAGAGAAUAAGUUAGUUAAUAAAAAGAUGAAUACAAAAGUGGAGAAAGGAAAAUAUAAAAAUGAAGCUAAAGAGAGUAAAAAACCCAUGGAACCAGAAUUCAAUUCCGAAGAUGAGUCAUCUUUCAAGUCAGAGUCUCUCAAAUCCAGUCCUUUCAACCCCAGCUACACUUUGGACUACAGUUCAGAUUUUGAUUUUCAGGCAUCACAGAAGUACAGCGAAGGAGCAUUAAGUUCCAUGGUUGGAGAUCUGCAGGCAGAGGGAUCAGAUGAUGAUUCUUCUUGUGGGGAAGAUGCUGUUGUCAAAGCCAAUCCUGUGAAUGAUUCCAGGUUAAGUAUCAGUGACAGUGACAGUUUGGGCUCUUGUCUGCCAAAUCAAGAACACGCUCCCACUUAUAAACUGCUUCCUGCUAGCCAGGAAUUUAAGAGGAAGAGUCCAGAACCAUGUAAUAUACCUGAAAAAGUCCUCAAGAAAGGAACAUAUGACAAGGCUUACACUGAUGAACUGGUGGAACUUCAUAAGAGAUUGAUGGCCCUUCGGGAGCGCAACAUACUUCAGCAGAUUGUUAAUCUCAUUGAAGAAACUGGCCAUUUUAAUGUGACCAACACAACUUUUGACUUUGAUCUUUUUUCUCUGGAUGAGACAACCAUCCGAAAGCUGCAGGGCUAUCUGGAUACAGUAGCAAUAUGACACUUCAAUGUAAAAGUGGGUUGUCUCUAAAAUUGAAAAUAAAAUUUCCCAAAAUACUGAA
Molecule: messenger RNA, 1985 nt
Organism: Ornithorhynchus anatinus (platypus)
Lineage: Eukaryota; Metazoa; Chordata; Mammalia; Monotremata; Ornithorhynchidae
Product: protein ENL-like
Exons: 12
Coding region: 398-1924 (508 amino acids)
Biological process (GO): regulation of DNA-templated transcription
Cellular component (GO): super elongation complex
Source: RefSeq, a predicted model, not a curated record